GCCACCAAAGAUCCUUUAUCCUUCUGAGAACAAGAUCAGCAACAUGGAGCUGCAGCUAGGAAGUGCCCUGAACCUGACGUGCAGAGCUUUCUUCGGCUACGCAGGGGACGCCAGUCCGCUAAUCUAUUGGAUGAAGGGAGAGAAGUUCAUUGAGGACCUGGAUGAGGAGAGAAUCGAAGAGAGUGAAAUCAAGGUGGUCCGGGAGCACCUGGGGGAACAGGAAGUAGCCAUCUCCUUAACGAUCCCCUUGGUGGAGGAGGGGGACCUGGGAAACUACUCCUGCUACGUAGAGAACGGCAACGGGAGACGGCAGGCCAGCAUCCAACUCUCCAAAAGAGCAGAGCUGAUGUACACGGUAGAGUUGGCUGGUGGUUUGGGAGCCAUCCUGCUGCUGCUGCUCUUCCUCAUCUCUCUGUAUAAGUGUUAUAAGAUUGAGCUCAUGCUCUUCUACAGGAGACACUUCGGCAGCGACGACCUGGAUGGAGAUAAUAAGGACUAUGAUGCGUACCUGUCCUACACUAAAGUAGACCCUGACCAGUGGAGUCAGGAGACCAAGGAGGAGGAGCGCUUUGCCCUGGAGAUCCUCCCUGACGUCCUGGAGAAACACUACGGAUACAAACUCUUCAUCCCAGACAGAGACCUCAUCCCCACGGGAAGUCUGGCCAAUGAGCUUUACCAGGAUGACACAAGACUUCUUAGAGGUACACUUCCUCAGUCUCUUCCUCUUGUGUCAGCAACUGUGAUGCACUUCCUCCCUGGACAAGAAGAACAGCUUAGGGGAUCCCGUUUUUAAGAGUUUACACAGCAGAGCAUAGCUUUGAAGUCAGAACACACAUACACACUCUAGCACACAAGGCACACAUGCACACACAAACACAUACACACACACACACAAACACACACACAUACACAAACACACAUGCCACUACACACAGACACACAAAGAUCCAAAAAACCUCAGAGAGAUGAGAAAGUAAUAUAGGUACAGUUGAUAUGACUAAGGACAGCUUUAGUUUCUGUGGCUGUGUGUUUAACCACUAAACUGUUGUCUGACUGCUGUCUCUGUCCUGUGUUGUAUGUCUUGUAGUUGUCCAUCCAUUGUCUCUGUGUAUUAUGAGUGGUCUGUUAUAUGUGUCUUGUCCACCAUGUUACAAGAAAUAUGUCCUGAAUACAAAACAUGUUAUAGUAAAUAUGUUACUGUAUAGAAUCUAAGCUGUUUGGAG
Molecule: messenger RNA, 1223 nt
Organism: Oncorhynchus masou masou (cherry salmon)
Lineage: Eukaryota; Metazoa; Chordata; Actinopteri; Salmoniformes; Salmonidae
Product: interleukin-1 receptor accessory protein-like 1-B
Exons: 6
Coding region: 44-793 (249 amino acids)
Biological process (GO): signal transduction; negative regulation of exocytosis
Source: RefSeq, a predicted model, not a curated record